Messenger RNA from Stegostoma tigrinum, 1130 nucleotides. RefSeq names its product ras-related protein Rab-19-like. NCBI's taxonomy places the organism in Eukaryota, Metazoa, Chordata, Chondrichthyes, Orectolobiformes, Stegostomatidae. The record is from RefSeq and is a predicted model, not a curated record. Gene Ontology annotation, cellular component: trans-Golgi network. Gene Ontology annotation, molecular function: GTPase activity; GTP binding. The transcript has 4 exons. Bases 106 to 759 code for a protein of 217 amino acids.
CGGAAGCGGCAGCAGCAGGUGUGUUCAAGCAGGUGAAAGGGAAAUUGUUUUCAUGAAGCCUUCAGCUCGCUGCUUCUCCGGAACAAACAGGCGAAUGGUGGAAAUAUGAACACAGCAGUGACUGCUGCAGAUGAUGCCUUUGACUUCCUGUUCAAGAUUGUACUGAUUGGAGAUUCCAAUAUUGGCAAAACGUGUGUGGUUCACCGUUUCAAAACAGGACUAUUCAUUGAGAAACAACAGAAUACCAUUGGAGUCGACUUCAUCGUAAAAACAUUGGAUAUUGAGGGCAAGAGAGUAAAGGUGCAGGUAUGGGACACAGCUGGACAGGAGCGAUUUCGGACCAUCACACAGAGUUACUACCGCAGUGCACAUGGAGCCAUGAUUGCCUAUGACAUUACUAAGCAAUCCUCCUUCAACUCGGUGCCACACUGGGUGAACGAGAUCCAGAAAUAUGGUGCUGCAAACGUCGUCCAGAUGUUAAUUGGAAAUAAAGCUGACCUGAAGGAAAGACGUGAAGUUCCCUUCGAGGAGGCCUGUAACGUGGCCGAGAAAUUUGGGCUAUUGGCUGUGCUGGAGACAUCGGCCAAAGAAGCACAGAAUGUCAAUGAGGCCUUUCUGCUGAUGACUCGUGAGCUGCUGGCAAGGAACGGGCUGCACUUGCCCAGUGAGAGCGCUCGGAGUACUUUGCAUUUAGACUCCCGGCCACUCAACACCACUGUGCCCACUGAGAGAAGCUCCUGCUCCUGUUCCCCACGGUGAGCAGUGCAGGCAAUUUCACCUGGGAGCCCAGGUGGAUUCUGUAGGAUUACAGUCUCUGGACUUAUUGGAUCCAUCUGCUGGAGCACGCUGAAGCCAGCAACACUCGGCUGAUGGUUGGGAUUACAAAUAAAACUUGAGCUACAGUAACACCAGAAGAUUGCUCCUUUGAUAUUUGGUCAGCUAUCUCUUCAAGACUAUGCAUCUGAUUAAAACCUAUGUCAUUUCAUGGCGCUUUACUGAAAAGCAUCUGGAAAAUUAGGUGCAAGUCUUAAGGGAGCAGCUCACAUUCCCUCAAGACAACUAGCAAAAUUAGUUCCACUAGACAUGUAUGUGACUCAGGAAUCAGGGCGAUGGGUGGGACAUAACUUCAA